AUGUUGAGAAACCCACACUUCAAGGCUCGGGACGACGAGAAAGAAGCCUACUUAGUUAUGGCAAUCCGUAACAAACAUCCGGAGCUGGCCGAAGUACUCAUUAGACAAGGCGUUAGCCCCGAUGCAUUACAUCCUCUAUAUGGCCCAGCUAUCAUCAAUGCGUCGCAGGCGGGCCCCAGAAAGCUUGUGAAAAGUCUAAUCCAAGCCGGAGCUAAUGUAAACAAAUGGCAUGAGGACGAUGACUGCUGCAAGGCUGCUUUGAGCGCUGCAUCUGAACAUGGCCAUCUGGAGAUCGUGAGAGAUUUGCUCAAGGCUGGGGCAUAUAUCGGACUCCAAGAUUCUGUUAAACUAGCUCUUGAGAAUGGCCAUACCACGAUAGUUGAACUCCUUAGUGACAGGGCCUGCAGGGUUAAGCGUGUUAAUGUUGACUUACUCGAAAGCGCAGCCUCUUAUGGGACAAUUGAGCUUGUUCAACGGCUACUAGAUACUAAACCGAAUUUCAGCUGCAAAUCUGCGGCCCUCUCAAAAGCGUGUGAGGCUGGGCGUGCUGAAAUUGUCAGCCUCCUACUUUCUGAAGGUGCGGAGGUAGAUACCAAAUUUCUAUGGUAUCUCGAUGGCUCUUACUUGCAUCCCAAGGAAAUAGAGACCAUUCGUUACCAGGACAAUGCUCUUGUUCUUGCAGCAAAGUCGGGCAAAGAGAAUAUUCUGCAGAUGGUGCUCGACGAUAUAUCUGGCCGUGAAGAAGCUGAACUUACUAAGCCCUUCCCGCUUGUUAACUACGGACUUCCUAUAUACAAGAAGAAAGCCCUUGUAAAGGCACUGGCGGGUUGUCAUCAGAGAGCUCUAACAGUUCUUCUUGAUGCCUUGGUGAAUCAAGAUCAUAUACAGGAGUAUGAGUACGAUACCCUCCGGGCUGCAUCUGAAGUCCAGAAUCAACAGGUCCUACAGGACUUUUCCGUUCUAAUAGGCGAAGAACGCCGUCCCUACUUCGAGGAGACUAUGUCUCACUUGCAUGAGAUCUUGCUCGGAGAUCAUAGGCUCAUCCUUCAGUCUCUGCUGAAAGAAGCCGGGGAAAAUUAUUUGCAGUACAUAGAUGAAGACGAGUCGGACGUUCUUCCACCUAUCGAGGUCGCAGUUUCAAUUGGAAAUGCAACCAUAGUUGAGCAGUUUAUUCAGGCAGGCAUUGACAUAAACUUGGGUGAGACACUCCGUGAUGCAGUACGUAACCAGAAUGGCCAUAUCGUUAAAUUGCUACUGGACUACAAGAACAAUACGAAGUCUACCAUCAAGUUAUCAGGAGUUAGUCUAUUCGAGGAUGCUUUGAUGCGUGGCGAAGAAAGCGACUACUCCAUAGCACAUAUGCUCCUAGAUCAUGGAGUAAUCGACGACUGCUCUGAAGAAUAUGGCCCGACUCCCCUUCAACUAGCUGCUGAAAGUUACUGCAUUACCAUUGUGGAAAGGUUACUGAAUCUCGGGCAUACGGUCGACCAGAAGGACUGGAACGGUCGUACCCCUUUGCAUUCUGCUCUUAGCAAAGACGUUAUCAGUGCCCUUGUAUCUGCUGGGGCUGAUGUAAAUGCAAGAGAUUCCGAUGGCUGGACACCACUCCACACAGCAGCGGAGGCUGCAUCUCCAGGGGCGAUAGGGAUCCUACUACAAUCCGGAGCCGAUGUUUUUGCCCUUACCAACGACAAAAGGACUGCUCUGCAUGUAGCCAGACAAUAUGGCCCGGAAGCAAUCGAAACAAUCAAGAUUCUACUCGGAAAUGGCCUUGAUGUAAAUGACAGAGAUGAGAGAGGCUCUAGUGCUCUACAUAACGCUUGUUCUGGAUCUAGUGUCAAAGUCGCAGAGUUACUACUCGUAAAUGGAGCCGAUGUUAACGUGAAGAUAAUAAAGGAAUAG
Molecule: messenger RNA, 1902 nt
Organism: Fusarium tjaetaba
Lineage: Eukaryota; Fungi; Ascomycota; Sordariomycetes; Hypocreales; Nectriaceae
Product: multiple ankyrin repeats single kh domain protein
Exons: 1
Coding region: 1-1902 (633 amino acids)
Molecular function (GO): protein binding
Source: RefSeq, a predicted model, not a curated record